This is a messenger RNA of Lingula anatina, 3737 nucleotides long. RefSeq lists its product as uncharacterized. NCBI's taxonomy places the organism in Eukaryota, Metazoa, Brachiopoda, Lingulata, Lingulida, Lingulidae. The record is from RefSeq and is a predicted model, not a curated record.
CAAGCAAGAUCAAGAUGCACUAAAAAUAUUUUUGGAAAAUUGUGGAAAGAGUUUAAUACCAUGCUGGAGCACUCAAUUCACCAUUCUGAAAAAUCUGGUCCACACAAAAGUUUACUGGCCGCAGGCAUUGGACAUUGUUGAUUUACAAAUCAAGCCUUUAAGCUGUGAUGCCAUUUAUAAAUUAUGUAUCACAAUAAUGCUUUCAUGCUUUUCAAUAUGAGCAUAUGGUGCCUUGAAAACUGAUGUCUACUAGGUCUGGAAGAGAUUUCCAGAGAGGUUUUCAAGGCACCAUGUAAAGCAUGAAUAUUGAUCUUGAUAGAUGCCAUAAAAAGUAUAUGUUGGCAGCUUGCAUUUUAUGCAGGUAUUUAGACAUAUCUUUCAAUUAUUUAUAAUGCUUGACAUAUUAUUGUGAAGCUCAUAUCUACAGUGAAUAAAGGCAAAUGGUUUUGACUGCUGACUAUAAUGAGACAUUUCAUGAUGUUGUCAGCUUAAAAUGUACAUUGUGUUCCAUUCUGAGAAACAUGUGAGCAGCAUACAUUUCCAACAAGAGGAACAAGCCGCUAGAACAUGUCUUUACAGGAAUAGGAAGGUCUUGCUAGUCAUUGUCUUACUGUUAAUAGUGGUGCUGUAUAUGUGGCCUUCCUGGCUGACAGCAAGGAUAAGACCACGCUAUAAGGUUCAUCCACUUGACAAGUGUAUUAAUGAGAAACUGGAUAACUUUCAGUCAGCAGCUUUAGAGUUUGAUGCCAUUCAAUAUCACUCCCCUCUUCAAGAAGGUGAAAACUUUUAUCCAGCGUAUAUAGGUAAUGGCAAAUUUGGUUUGUCAGUGAACAGCGAGAAUGGAAUUUAUUUACUACUUAACAGAUCACACACUUUACCAGUGCAGUUUUUCCCAAUUGUGGAUGUAAAUAUUGAGGGUCAUGAGAAAAAAGAGGCAUAUGUGAUAGACUUGAAGUCAGGACUGGUGCAGAGAAUACAAUGCUUCAGAAAGGCACCCUCAGCCUGUGUGUCCAUAGUCACUCAGGUUUAUGCUCACAGGAGGCGUCCCUCUAUCCUUGUCCAGGAGUUAAGGAUACAAAACCCAAGUCCAGAGAGCACCACAGUUGUGGAUCUUCACCAGAUAGGUGCCUCGGACUGGAAGGGAGUCUUGACACAAAUAACGCCAGUCAAAACUAACCAAGCAGGUAAGACCAUGGAGUACCUGGUGUCUGCAGGAAAGGUCCCCAUUCCAGGAUCUGCCUCAGAGUUUGUAAUGCUGGGCAUAGCGUCCAGCAGGCUGCCAGAGACCAUUCCAAUCAAAGCAGACAGCACAGUGAAGUAUCGCGUGGUGACGGCAGUGGAGUACUCUAGCUCUACCAGUCAGACUGGAAACUCUGGACUGAGGAAACAAAUGGCACAGCAGGCAGCAGAUUCACUUACAUCAGCAUUGAACAUUGAUGGAAAGAAGCUGAGAUUGGAACACACCCGCAUCUGGAACCAGAUGUGGCAGUCUGGGUUCAGUAUCAGUUAUUCUAUGGCCCCAGGGAUGUUAAAUGGACCCCAGAUCAACACCACCAUGUACUAUGUACUCAGUAAUGUACCUGCCUCUAUCCAUGAGACUGGCAUGACAGCAUUCUCCAAACUAGAGCUGGAUAACUUACUGCACUUUCCAGACAAGUGCUACACUGGCCAUAAUACAAUCCAGCUACCAGGGUCCUCACUGUGGGCUAGGUGUAAUAAUGAACUAGAUGUGUCUAGAUUGGCCAGUUCUUGGCUUAUUACACUGGAGAAACAGGGCUGUGGCUCUAUGGUCAAAGCUGGCACAGAUGGAGUUCUCCAAGCCAUGAUCUUGAGCUUUGGUGCUUUAAAAUUCAGCAAUGAUCACCUGGAGUUUGGCAUGAUGCCCAAGGAUCUCCAUAGAGACUACUAUUUCCGUAGAAUCAACUAUGGCAAUAACACCCAUGUCAACAUAUCUGUGAUAGUAGGGGAUGAUAACAAGGCUGUUCUGUUUGCCUCCCUGGACAGGAACGACAAGGUCUACUUUGCCUGUGAUGCAGGAUGCCUGGACCCACCUGUUCAACUUGGCAAAGAGCUAACCAAAUUUCCAGUGAAGCAGACGGAGCCAUUUACCGCCAUCUUGUACAUCACGGCAGACAGGCAGCACAUGGACGACCUCAAACAUGUGAUACAUGUGAAAGAGAUCGGGGAAGCUCCAGCACAUGAACACCAUGUCAUGGCUCUUCACCGUCAUGGUCAUGCUUUUGGUGGGCUGCCUACUUUCUUCUGGAUGUCCAUUGCCUUCCUCAUCUUCACCUUCCACCUGUUUUUAUUCAAGAUGGUGAUAAAUGAAUACUGCCAAGGAGGCAGGUCAGCUGCAGGGAGGAAUAGAGGCUAUAACAUGUGACCAGAAUGAAGGCUAUAACAUGUGAUCAGAAUAGAGGCUAUAACAUGUGACCAGAAUGAAGGCUAUAACAUGUGAUCAGAAUAGGGGCUAUAACAUGUGACCAGAAUAGAGGCUAUAACAUGUGAUCAGAAUAGAGGCUAUAACAUGUGACCAGAAUGGAGGCUAUAACAUGUGACCAGAAUGGAGGCUAUAACAUGUGACCAGAAUAUGGGCUAUAGCGUGACCAGAAUUGAGGCUAUAGUAUGUGACCAGAAUGGAGGCUAUAAUAUGUGACCAGAAUCGAGGCUAUAAUAUGUGACCAGAAUCGAGGCUAUAAUAUGUGAACUUUUGAUUAUCUCUGACAUACAAGUUAAUUAAAAAACUCCUUGUGGCCUUCUUUGCCAUGGCCGCAUUUUAUGUGAUUGGAUCUCUUUCUUUUUUUUUUCUUUUAAAUGUUGCUUCAGAUACUAAUUUGUUUUCAGUUCAUGAAAUUAUUCAAAGUAUUACAAUCACACAUGAAUUCAAGGUGUAAAAUAUUUUUUACCAGUUUGUUAUUUACUGUAACAAGCCCUUGUUUUUACCAAAGCACACAUAGUGAUAGAGAUGUACCUAUAAUAUGGAAGGUACUGUUUGCAAGUAGAUAGAAAAGCUGGAAUAACACUUUGGGGGUGGAAUUUAUAAAACACCAAAAGCCUUAAAAAAGUUGUGAAGACAUUUAGUUCUAGAGUAGCAUGACUCGUCAAAAAGGGUUUAUCAUUGUAUUCAACAACAAGAAUGUCUUUGACAACUUCAAAACAUAAAUGGAUUUUGAUACAAGUCUAGACGUUAAGUUCACAUGUUGAUGAUUAGGAUAACUGUUUUUCAGGAAAAAAUCAUUAGCCUUUAUUAUGUUCUUCGUGAAAGAACACUAAUUAAUGCUUUAAUUGAAGAAUUGAAAUAUUGUAUUUACCUUGAGAUAUGUUAUAGGUGCUUGUUGUUUAAAGUUAAUUUAAAUUGUAAAUGGUUGGAGGUAUAUUUAAACUGAUUACUGAUCAGAGGUGUUAUUUUUGUAUAAUAGGAGACUGUACAUUUUAAUGUGGCUUCACUGUACAUUGGGUUGUAAAUAAAUCAUAAAGGAAUAACAUCUUAAACCUUAUAUCUUCUUUUGUUUUAUAAAACUUUUUGUUAAAAGUACAAGCACACAAGUAUAUGCUUGUUAUUAAUGUGCAGUGUUACAAAUGCAUUUCCCAAGUCUUACUAGGUACUUUCAAAAACACUGCUGAUGACGGGCGACGGUGGUCAGAGUUUCUUGGUAGGCGAAACUUUUGCUCGGCAAUGUGCUCCAUUGUAUUCCUGACUGCCGGGAAGUGGCCCAGGACGGUGUCCAAGUCACUUU